AUGUCCAACAAAGAAUUAUACUCGCCUGAAGGCCUUCGUUUAGAUGGUAGACGCUGGAAUGAGUUGAAAUCAUUCACUUGUAAAGUCAACACUCACCAAACCUCAUCGGACGGUUCAUCAUAUGUCCAACAAGGGAAUACAAAAGUGAUGUGCAAAGUAAAUGGACCAUUAGAACCAAAAUCCAAAGCCAAUUCAAAUAAUAAUAAUGCUUCAAUCACAGUGAAUCUUAAUAUUGCCAGUUUCUCUCCAGUGGAACGAAGAAAGAGACCUAAAUCUGAUCGAAGAAUCAAAGAAAUGAUGACGAUAUUAGAAAAAACAUUCAGCGAGACAGUAAUAACCAAAUUGUAUCCAAGAACUCAAAUAAUAGUGGACUGUUAUGUAUUAUCACAAGACGGAGGGAUUUUAUCAGCGGUUGCCAACUCGGUAACCUUGGCAUUGAUCGAUGCUGGGAUCGCGAUGUACGAUUUUGUCAGCUCUAUUAAUGUUGGGCUUUACAAUAAUAGCAUUCCAAUUUUGGACCUAAAUCAUUUAGAGGAAGGAGAUAUGAGUUUUUUGACAUUAGGAAUAGUCGGUAAAAGUGAAAAACUUGCGAUGAUGUUAUUGGAAGAAAAAAUCCCAUUUGAUAAAUUGGAAACUUUGUUGGGUAUAGGGAUUUCCGGGGCCCAGAGAAUUAAGGAUCUAAUGGAUGAAGAAUUAAGAAAGCACGGGAAACUCUUGAUAUCUACAGCUGCCAGUUGA
Messenger RNA from Saccharomycopsis crataegensis, 738 nucleotides. It is a transcript of the gene SKI6, whose product is annotated as exosome non-catalytic core subunit SKI6. The record is from RefSeq and is a predicted model, not a curated record. The coding region runs from base 1 to 738 and encodes 245 amino acids. Gene Ontology annotation, biological process: nuclear mRNA surveillance; U4 snRNA 3'-end processing; rRNA catabolic process. The transcript has a single exon. Gene Ontology annotation, cellular component: nucleolus; cytoplasmic exosome (RNase complex); nuclear exosome (RNase complex). NCBI's taxonomy places the organism in Eukaryota, Fungi, Ascomycota, Saccharomycetes, Ascoideales, Saccharomycopsidaceae.